AUGGCUCCGACGAACCUGCUCGCUGGCAAGACUGCCAUCAUUACGGGCGGAACCACGGGUAUCGGAAAAGCCAUUGCCCUUGAAUAUAUCAAGCAGGGGGCCAACGUUGUUGUGAACCACUUGGGCCUUGAGAAAGACCAAAUUCACCUCGAUGCUCUCAUUGUCGAUGCUGCUGCCGCAAAGCAAGAGAACCUCAACGCUGGCCGUCUGGCUGACCAGAUUGGCGACGUUCGCGAGCCCGAGACAGCUGCCAGGCUGGUUGCGCGCGCCGUCGAGCACUCGGGCAAUGGCCGUCUUGACAUUUGCGUCUCCAACGCCGGCAUCUGCACAUUCGCCGAGUUCCUCGAGCUUACCCCGGACCUCUUCACCAAGACGGUCCGUACCAACCUCGAUGGCGCCUUCUAUGUUGUCCAGGCCGCCGCUCGCCAGAUGAGCCAGCAGUCACCCGCGGGCGGUAGUGUUAUUGGAAUCUCGUCCAUUUCCGCCUUGGUCGGCGGCGGUCAGCAAACCCACUAUACUCCCACCAAAGCCGGUGUCCUCAGUCUGAUGCAGAGCACCGCCGUCGCGCUGGGCAAGUACAAGAUCCGCUGCAAUGCGUUGCUUCCCGGCACCAUCAAGACACAGCUCAACGAGGAGGACUUGGCAAAUGAUGCCAAGCGUGCGUAUACGGAAGGCCGCAUUCCCCUCGGCCGUACUGGUGUGCCGUCCGACCUCGCCGGACCAGCCGUCUUCCUGGCCUGCGAAUACCUCAGCGGAUACGUGACGGGCGCACAGCUGUUGGUUGACGGCGGCCUUUUUGUCAAUCUUCAAUAA
Messenger RNA from Colletotrichum spaethianum, 813 nucleotides. RefSeq names its product L-rhamnose-1-dehydrogenase. Lineage: Eukaryota; Fungi; Ascomycota; Sordariomycetes; Glomerellales; Glomerellaceae. The transcript has a single exon. The coding region runs from base 1 to 813 and encodes 270 amino acids. The record is from RefSeq and is a predicted model, not a curated record. Gene Ontology annotation, molecular function: oxidoreductase activity, acting on the CH-OH group of donors, NAD or NADP as acceptor.